Molecule: messenger RNA, 393 nt
Organism: Pyricularia oryzae 70-15
Lineage: Eukaryota; Fungi; Ascomycota; Sordariomycetes; Magnaporthales; Pyriculariaceae
Exons: 1
Coding region: 1-393 (130 amino acids)
Source: RefSeq, a predicted model, not a curated record
AUGCCCGGCAGCGAAGCGUUCUACAUAUCGGAAAGCGUUUGCGGUCGCCAGUCAGUACGCCCGGGAGACAGAGGCGGCGCGAAGACGCAUGGUGCUAGCGCGGGUAGAUGGUGGUUGGUACCCAAAUCACGCACGAGUCUCUUCUAUAAUUCUGCAGACGUCACAAGUAUCCGUACAGGGCCGUGUGGCGUCAAUACCGGGCAUGGAAGGCUACUCGGCGCCCAACAAUAUCAGCCGAGGAGGGCGAUGAAGACGCAAAAGUCCUCUCGGAUCGAGAGGAGACCGCCCUGGUCGCCUACGUCACCGCACUCCACCGAGCCGGGUUCAGGCCACAGCUGCUAUGAUCAGAAGCGCAGGGAGCAAGAUAUUGUCCAGGCGCCGAUAUCACCUUAA